Sclerotinia borealis F-4128 is the source of this 2478-nucleotide messenger RNA. Lineage: Eukaryota; Fungi; Ascomycota; Leotiomycetes; Helotiales; Sclerotiniaceae. The record is from the annotation of a GenBank genome assembly.
AUGUUUAUGUUAAGAAAUGUCGGCAAAUUGAUCUUCGGUGAUACAUCCAAAGAAACUUUGAUCGAGCUAUCCCAAGGCCAACUUUAUCUCGUUCGACCGCUAUCCCCCAAGGGAUACUCCGAACUUAUCUUCCGCGACGCAGCUGCGAGGAUUAGAAGGACGGGCCAAGAUUUCCAAUAUCAACUUGUGGUUCAAAGAGCCUACGAAGAAGGCGAAGAGGAAUUACUUGACGACGAGGCUGCGGACGACGAAGGCGGCACAGCAGCUUUAACAGGCGAACGCGACGAGAAAACAUUCCUACUAGACGAAAGUUUACAUUUCCGAUCGGAGAUUCGCGAAGGCGGGGAAAAGGUUCUUGCUUGGAGAGAUCUGAGCGGUGACACUGGUGAUUUAUACGAAUUCGUUUGCGACAAUUCGGUAGAGAAUAGUCAGGUUCAAUCAUUUGAACUUACCUCUGUUCAUUGCCAAUUUGAAAGAAAAUUCAGGAGAAGUCAUUUGACAGCUACCGUGGAGGAGUUGAGUCAGUUUGCAUUCGAGGAGGAAGAACCGAUCCCGCAUGCUAGUCCGCCUGUCAGUCCUACAACGCUGAGUCCUGUGAAGUCUUUCCCAGCUAUCGAUCAAGCGGUUACUAGAAGUACGGCGAAUUCUCCACUUAAGGGAAAUAUGAGUCCUGCUACGAGAGGGUCGAGGGCGCCGCCCAGAACUCCUUCGCCGGUUUAUGAAGGUGCAACAAAGGCGCCAGCAGUUGCAGAACAUCCCGAGUCAAUUUCUGCAUUGGCAGAAGAGAUUGCGGAAUUACACUUGUUUGAUUUUGUUAGUGGAGCAUUUAUUAAGCAGGAUGCUGAGGUCAAGGCAACUGUUACUGAAGUUGGAAAAUGGCAAUACUGGCUGCAACUUACUAGUAAAGACAGAGACUGGUUAGGUCAAGCUAUUAUUGCGGAUAUCAAUCCAGUCUUCAACUUCGAAUACCUCUCAUUAAUUUUCAACGCUUACACAUCUGAUCAACAAGCAUAUUCAUGGCUUCUUCGCUUCAAGGAUCAAGAGACGAUUACAAGAUUCCAGGAAGGUUUGAUGCAAGCUUUGUGGGAACAAUUGAACGAGAUCAAGUGGAACAAGAGUAAGGAGGACGAGAGGAAUUAUGUUCUUGAGGCAUUUCAGGAUCUUACCAUGGAGGACGCACCGGAUUUUGUUGAAGGUGGGGAGGAAGAGGAAGAGGAGGAAGAAGUGGAGGAUGAAGACGAUGGCCAAAAAAGCGAACAUUACGACUCUGAUGAGGAAGAUGAUGAUGUGGUUACCAGGGACGACGAUGGAAAUGUCAACUCACAACUUGCGGUUGGAUACAAGCACGAUCGAUCAUUUGUUGUUCGAGGAUCCAAAAUUGGUGUCUUCAAACAUACACUAAACAACAAUCUGGAGUUCUCAACCAACAUUUCGAAAGUUCAAGCACCGAAUGGCAAACUUUUCAGCCCAACGAAAGUUAUGCUUCACGCUGAGGAUACGAACAUGAUUCUUCAAGAUGAGCGUAACCCAAAUUCGCUUUAUAAGAUGGAUUUGGAGUACGGAAAGAUUGUCGACGAAUGGAAAGUUCACGAUGAUAUCCCUGUCAACAAUUUCGCACCCGAAAGCAAAUUCUCUCAAAUGACAGGAGAACAAACUUUCCUUGGUCUGUCUCGAAAUGCUCUUUACCGUAUCGAUCCUCGUCUCGCAGGCAACAAACUCGUCGAUUCUGAACUUAAACAAUAUGUAUCCAAGAACGAUUUCUCGGCUGCCGCGACAACCGAGAAGGGCUACAUCGCAGUCGCUAGUAACAAGGGUGACAUCCGUAUGUUUGAUCGUCUUGGUAUCAAUGCCAAAACCCACAUCCCAGCUCUUGGUGAACCUAUCAUUGGUCUCGACGUUAGUGCUGAUGGUCGUUGGGUUCUGGCUACUUGCCGCACUUAUCUUCUUCUCAUCGAUGCUCUCCAAAAAGAUGGAAAAAAUGAAGGCAAACUCGGGUUUGAGAAAUCAUUCGGCAAAGACUCAAAACCUCAACCCCGUCGUCUUGGUCUCACUCCAGCCCAUGUCGCCCAAUUUCAACAUGAGACUGGCGCUGCUCUCUCGUUCACAUCGGCUCGAUUCAAUACCGGUGAAGGUCUUUCCGAAACAUCUAUCAUUACAGCUACAGGUCCUUUCAUUGUAACAUGGAAUAUGAAGAAGAUCUUGAGAGGUAGCAAGGAUCCUUAUAGUAUCAAACGCUACGCUGAAGAAGUCAAGGCAGACAAUUUUAAGUAUGGCAGUGACAAGAAUGUUAUUGUGGCAUUACCAAACGAAGUCAAUAUGGUUGCAAAACAAAGCUUCAAGAAGCCAACCAGAGAAAGUAUUGCGACACCAAUUAAAGUUGGAUGGAGCAAUGGCAGAAGAGAAAGUGCGAGGAUUGGGGGUAGGGAUAGUAGCAGAUAUAAGUUGGGCAGGGAGGAUGUGGUUAAUAGUCCUUAUUAA